Nezara viridula (southern green stink bug) is the source of this 1352-nucleotide messenger RNA. The record is from the annotation of a GenBank genome assembly. Lineage: Eukaryota; Metazoa; Arthropoda; Insecta; Hemiptera; Pentatomidae.
AUUCAUUACAAAUGUAUGAUCUUUUACAGUAGUUUAAACAUGUGGUAACUUCACUAUAUAUGAGGGUAAUAAGAUAGAGAAGUGUUAUUGACCCACAUGUAUAUGUAGUUUAGAUGAAAAUAUUUUUAUACAUAGAUAACGUGUAUCGAGAAAAUAUCAGGUAAAUAGCAGCAACAUUUCUUCUACCAAAAUGGGAAUCAGACGAAGUCUUCGCCUUCAAUCUAGAAACGAAGGGAUUAACGAAAACGCAAAGCAUACAGUAAAAAAAAAUAAGUUGCCAAGGAAACGGAAGGUAAAGGUUAAAAGUAAUACUAAAACCAUUUCUUGCAUAACACCUAGAAGAAGUUUAAGAAUUAAAAAAAGAAAUUCUUACUAUACUGUAGAAGGGGAGCAAUCUACAAAUCAAUCAACGGCUCAAAUAAUUAACGAUCUUAAAAUCGAACCUUGCGAGGUAAAAUUGGAACAAAUAGAUAUGCUUAUUGAAAAGUUGAAAAUAGGAUGUCAAGAAACUGAUGAUCGUAAAGAAAAUCAGACAUCUGUAGACAGUGAAGGAAUAAAAGAUACUACAGAUACAGCUAUGGAAAAUGAACAAUGUGAAAACGACAUUACCAAUGAAAUGUCAAAAGAAACUGAAGAAUCGAUUAUAGAAAUCAACACCAUAAGCCCGAACGAAGAAGCUAAUCCUACUGACGUCGAUAUUAAGGAGAUGGAAGAGGAAUUGUUAAAAGAACAAAAAGAAAGAUCUGAAGAACAGGAAGAAACAGCGAAAAAAAUAACGGAAAUGCUGAAUCAAUAUAAAAUUGAAAAUGAAAUUGAUUUUGAUGAAAUAAACAGCAUUUCUAGCACCUUUAAUGAAGAAACCGCAAUUGAUACUUCUUGGGAUAGAGAAGUUGUGCCCAAUUGCUACAGAGAAAAAAUAAUCAAUAAUGUUUUAUUUAAUAACACGAAUGCCUACAACUUUAAAUCAUGUUUUAAAGAUCGAGCAUCGCUGACAGCAGCUUUUGAUCGUCAUUCAGGGCAAGUAUCGAAUGAAACGUAUCCUUAUGAUAUACAUGAAACACCCGAAGCAGAAAAAGUAAAAAGAUUUUACAGAAAAAAUAUUACAGAUCCUAGCUUACAUUCUUGGUAUCAAUAUAAUGUAGCAUCAAGCAAAAGAUUUUCAAAACAAGAAACGGAAGAAUUAGUUCCCCCCAAACCAUACCUUGAGAGAUUUUUAUUACUCUGAAUAUUUAUUGACAAGACAGAUUAUUUUUUCCUUUUUUUACAAGAUAUUAUUUUAUGAAAACAUAAGAAAGCUUGUUCCUCUAAUUUAUAAUUUGAUCUUUGUUUAAAUAUAUUUAUUGUCAACUAUA